Messenger RNA from Oppiella nova, 795 nucleotides. NCBI's taxonomy places the organism in Eukaryota, Metazoa, Arthropoda, Arachnida, Sarcoptiformes, Oppiidae. The record is from the annotation of a GenBank genome assembly.
AUGUUCGGUUAUCCCAACUAUAAUCCACCGAAACAUAUGUUGGAAGCCUUCGAAAGUGUCACAUCAAACGACUCGGCCUUUGAAAUGCAUGAAUACGCAGACUUCAUGGGUCACCAUUGGCUGAGGGCAGCUGUGACCGAGUUUAACGGCAUUUUAAUGAACCGCAAAAUAGAUGCUAAUAAAAAACAUAUAAUAGAGCUCAGGGGUGGAGUUCUCGUGUAUGUGCCGCUUAGACCACGCGAUGGACAAACUGCUCGCCAGUCCAAUGAAUUGACAUUUCAUAGAAAGGAAUUGGAGUCUAAGUUCACUAAUAAAACCAAGAUGAUCUGGGUUAACAAUCCCAAUAAUCCAUCCGGGAAAAUCAGUACAGCCGUGUUGGCGGUGCCCACACCCACACAACUGGCCUACGCUAUAGGAUUGGAGGUCGAGACUAAGAGACUCAACACUAAUGACUCGUAUUUCAUAGAUGUUAGGAAACAAUCCAUGGCUUCGAGAGAUAAAUUUCUACGGAUUCUGAAUGAGACGGGUGUUGAAGUGGUCAAACCUAAUUCUGGCUAUUUCAUCAUGGCCAAUUUCACUAAUAUUGUCCAUAAAGUAGAUAUAUCCUCAGAAAAGGACGAUAGAUUCGGCUUUCAAUUCGCUCUAUGGCUCGCAAAACAUAAGGACCUAUUCAUGUUUCCGGGUGUUAUGUUUUAUAGCCAGGAAAAUCAAAAGGCGGCACAAUUUGUUGUGAGAAUCACUUUCAUCAAGGGUGAUGAGUUGAUUAACAGGUUUGAAAAAGUGCUCAAAAGUGUG